UCUACUCAAACUCCACGCGUUCGAGGAUACAACCGUUUUCCAUACAAUCAUCAUGGCUGGAAGAAAAACGAAUUCAGCGGCGGAGUUUGACCGUGAUUGUUUCGUGUUGCCUCACCUGCUGUGGGUCAUUCUCAUCCCUCCUCUCGAGUACAUCGAAUUUAUGGCGGGCUUCGCACCAUAUGACAUCCCGUGGUAUUUUGGUCCUUUAGCAACUUUUGGAGAAUUUAUGGGAACACAGCACCCUGUGCUCUCCUUUCGUUUGUGCAUGUUCACUAUAAUUUUGCAUUCUACAGAAGCCGUGAUUUCCUUGAUCCUAUGCCGUAAUCGCGGCUUUAGCGUCGGAGCAACCAUCAAGUGGAUACUGUCCGCCUAUGUCUACGGGAUAUUCUCCGUGCUCAAGCUAUUGCCGCUGAAGCCUCCUACCAAAACUGUGUAGUGGCCAAACCACUGUUACUUGUUUUUAGCCUUUUUUCUAUUUUCAAAAUGUGAAUGUUUUCAGUACCCCUGUAUGAUUGUAGAUUAUCGUAUGCAUGGACAAAGUUUGUGAUCUGGUAUAUGAUGUCCAGAGAGAUGGCGGGGCGUGAGUUCUUUUCACAUAUGUUUGAUUGUUUCCCCGUCAAAUUAAUGAAUAUGUCCCCUAUGUCGUAUGUUCCUUGUCAGUUCUUGGUGUGUGCAAAGAGAAACUACACAGAAGCUUGCCGUGCUGCAGCAGUCAGCAAUGGUGUGCUCCUAGACUGUGACUUGCGUGAAGGAUGCAUUGACUUGUAUUGCAAUAUUAAUGACGGCAAAAUCUGAGAAAGGAUGCCAUCAUUAUUAUUUUGUCUUAACCUUUUUUUCAUUAAUAAACAGCACUAUCAUUACGUAA
Molecule: messenger RNA, 865 nt
Organism: Aplysia californica (California sea hare)
Lineage: Eukaryota; Metazoa; Mollusca; Gastropoda; Aplysiida; Aplysiidae
Product: transmembrane protein 254
Exons: 4
Coding region: 53-436 (127 amino acids)
Source: RefSeq, a predicted model, not a curated record